GAAGCUGCCGGGCGGAGAGGCGGAGGCGAUGGAGGCGGCCAAGAUGGCGUCCCCCAAGAGCGCGCCUAAAGACGCGCAGGUGAUGGCGCAGAUCCUGAAGGACAUGGGCAUCACGGAGUACGAGCCGCGCGUCAUCAACCAGAUGCUGGAGUUCGCCUACAGGUACGUGACCACCAUCCUGGAAGACGCCAAAAUUUACUCGAGCCACGCGAAGAAAUCCAGCGUGGAUGCAGACGACGUCAGGUUGGCCAUCCAGUGCAGGACAGACCAGUCCUUCACAUCCCCCCCUCCCAGAGAUUUCCUCUUAGAUAUUGCAAGGCAGAAAAACCAAACCCCACUGCCACUGAUCAAGCCUUACUCUGGUCCCAGGCUGCCCCCUGACAGGUACUGCUUGACAGCCCCCAACUACAGACUGAAGUCCCUGCAGAAAAAGGUCUCCUCCUCAGCUGGCAGGAUCACUGUCCCUCGCCUCAGCGUCGGCGCCGUCAGCAGCCGCCCCAGCACCCCAACUCUGGGCACCCCCUCAGCACAGGCUGUCUCAGUCUCCACCAAGGUGGGGGCUCCCGUCUCGCUGGCCGGGCAGAGGUUCACUGUGCAGAUCCCCUCCUCCCAGGCAGCUGUCAAGUCAGCCACCCCGACGACUCCAACCGUUCAGAACGUUCUAAUUAAUCCUUCCUUAAUUGGACCAAAGAACAUUCUUAUCACCACGAACAUGGUGUCCCAGAACACACCUAAUGAGCCAAAUCCCCUGAAGAGGAAGCACGAGGACGAUGAUGACUACGACAACUUGUGACAGGGCUGUCCCCACCCUCAGGGAUUCCUCCAGCCGUUUCUGCCAAGAAUUCUUUGUAAACAGUGUGAAAAAAACGUCAAUAUUUUGUUCAUGUGGAGGGGGAGGGGCUGACACCUUCCUUGUGGCAGGGGGUGGGAAUGCUGCUCCUUCCUGAGGGUGUUUGGGAGCUGCUGGGGGUGGGAGCUGGAGCUGCCUUCCAAAUAACACCAAAACCAGAGGGUUUUGUGGGUUUUGGGGUGGUUGUUGUUUUAUCCCUUCCCGUUUUCAGCUUCCAGGUUGUGUUGUCUGCAGCUCCAGGGGUUUCCUGGAGAACUCAUCCUCAGGCACCCCAAAUCCAUCCUUCCUCUCCUCAUUAACACCCCCACAACUCCCGUGGGGCAGCAGAGCUCCAGGACACCAUUUUUCUGUAUUUCUCCCCAAAUUGCUCCUCCUCCUCCUCCUCUCUCUGUUUUAGGGAUCUGGGACAGGGAACUGCCUGGAGCUUGGCUGCCAGGACACAGAUCCAGGCCUGGGGGGGUCAGUUUGGGGGUGUCAGCUUUGGGGUGUCAGUUUGGGGGUCUCAGUUCUGGGUGUACAGCUCUGGGGGUGUCAGUUCUGGGGGUGUCAGUUCUGGGUGUCAGUCUUGGGGUGUCAGCUCUGGGUGUACAGCUCUGGGGGUGUCAGCUCUGAGGGUGUCAGCUCUGAGGGUGUCAGUCCUGGGGGUGCAGCUCUAGGGGUGCAGCUCUGGGUGUCAGUUCUGGAGGUGUCAGUUCUGGGUGUACACCUCUGGGGUCUCAGCUCUGGGGAUGUCAGUCCUGGGGUGUCAACUCUGAGUGUACAGCUCUGGGGGUGCAGCUUUGGGGUGUCGGCUUUGGGGUGUCAGUUCUGGGGGUGUCAGCUCUGGGUGUCAGCUCUGGGGGUGUCAGCUCUAGGGGUGUUAUCCUGGGGUGUCAGUCCUGGGGUGUACAGCUCUGGGUGUGUCAGUCCUGGUGAAUAAAGUUGUUGUUUUUUCCU
Molecule: messenger RNA, 1786 nt
Organism: Calypte anna (Anna's hummingbird)
Lineage: Eukaryota; Metazoa; Chordata; Aves; Apodiformes; Trochilidae
Product: transcription initiation factor TFIID subunit 9
Exons: 7
Coding region: 29-793 (254 amino acids)
Biological process (GO): DNA-templated transcription initiation; RNA polymerase II preinitiation complex assembly
Cellular component (GO): SAGA complex; transcription factor TFIID complex
Molecular function (GO): RNA polymerase II general transcription initiation factor activity; protein heterodimerization activity; transcription coactivator activity
Source: RefSeq, a predicted model, not a curated record